UUAUUGACAUGAGAACACCGGUAAUGACAGGUGUGCAUAAAAUUUGCGGAUGUAUUUAGAUGUCUUAUGUUUCAUGUCGAACGUUUUUCUGUUUAAUCGUUUAUUAAAGAAACUGGAUUUAAGUCUAGACACGAGUUACCGUUAGUUUGCUGUGUUAAUGUAUGAAAAGCAUUUUCAAGACUAUCAACACGUUAGAUAUUGUGCUACAAGACUUUCUGUAUAUUGGAUUUUGUCGAAUAAAAGUGUUACUAAGAUAAUACCAGUAACUAAAUUGUCGUCUGCGUUAGAAUCGGCGUCUGUGUUGAUUAAAAGUUAUGAAUAUUUCAUGUAGAAUUUGGAGUGGAUAACCCUAACUAGUUUGUUAUCUAAGGACUCGGGAGUCUAUUAUGGGACAUAAUCACGUCCUUAUCAUGAUAAAUUGGCAAGUUUUAAGCGACAGUAUGAGAAAUUAUUUGCCAAAAAUCGAUACAGUAGGAAAUAGCAAUAUUUCAGUGAUAAGCCGCUAGAAAGAAAAGGGGAGAAAAAGUAAAUACACACCUUUAUGUAAAUAAUUCAAAAUAUGAAACCAUAAAACACGCCAUAGCUUAAUGACAGCCACUAAUGACAGGAACUAGAUAACACAAGAUCAGAUAUUCAUUGUAAUGAUUUUCAGUCUAGUUUAAAAGAUAAUUUUGAAUGGUGUUUAGAAAUUCUAGUGACAAAAAACCUGAUUCUAGAUAUGGUAUUGACGGCCGGAAUAGAGUAAAUGAUUCUAAUAAUAUAAGAUUAGAAUAGUAAAAAAAAACUGGCUAGUGGUUGAGGAGGUUUCUAAGAAUAUUUAGGCUGGUUAUGACAGUACAGUGUUGCUGAGACAGAAUUUACAAAUUUUAGUCGUCCUUGGAUAUAAAGGAAGUAACUGAUAUGCCAUUGCAAGCCGAUGGGCUGAGCACAUCGUCAUGGAAAAUAGUGUCAUUACAAAUGGACGUUUUAUGGAUUACGAAGCACCCACGGUUUUCCAAGCAAAGCCCUGUUUCUGUACAGACCACACAAAACGUAACCACGUAAACCCGUCCUUGAACCAAGAGGCCCCAACUGAUGGUUUUACCCGGGAAAGAAGUGGUUCAAGGUCCAACAAAAGUCCGCAGACAGAUAUAUUCGCGGAGAUAAACAAUGUCAGUGCGUUUGUUCCUGGGCCGGGUGGAAGCCAAGGAACGGACAUGUCCGAGUUUAAUCCCCGGGUUCACAGCUGUGAGUCUUCCAGGGAUAAACAACAUACUGACUGGAAUGGGGUGAUUCAAGAUCUGUUCUAUAACAUGGAUAAUGUUGAUCUAGAUCCUGUUGUGACACUGGAAAAUGCCCAUGAUUCAUCUUCCGGUAUCGCUUCUGACGUCACAAGUUCACACAACCAAUCAGCGAAGAUGUCUACUUUCAAGGGAGACAACUCAUCAGUUUCAUCAACAGACCACCGAUUGUCGGACUCUUCGUUCGAUCGCCAGUUUUCAGACUCAUCUGUAUCCGUGGAUAGGCCAUACGUAAAGAAAAGACAGGGUGAUGGAAAAUUUCCUUGGGCAUAUACGCACGGAGCAAAGGUUGCCCAGCAAAAUAGGUCAAAUUUAGAGCGUUCAUACUUAUCGUCUGAUUCAAGUGUGCAUUCGGAUUAUCGAACUCCUGUGAUACACAAUAGUGCUCCCCCUUCAUAUGAAUAUCACAUACAAAUGAAACAAUUGAGAAAUCCGGCGUAUCAUAAACUCGAUUUACAAGAUACUGAUAAGUUAAUGCUCACAGCUGGGAAGGGGAAGUCAAAAGUUCGACCUUCACCCUUUGACCUGAUGACAGAUGACGUCAUCGUGAAGAUAUUUUCAAACUUGCCAACCGACCAACUUUGCCGUUGUUCAUGUGUUUGUCAAAGAUGGUACAGGCUAGCAUGGGACCCACUUUUAUGGAAGAGAAUAGUUAUUAAUAACGAAAAUGUUCAUAUAGAUAGGGCAUUGAAAUACUUGACAAAGAGACUCAGUUACAACACGCCUACCGUGUGUGUCAUAGUGGAGAAAAUAAACUUGAAUGGUUGUGAGAAAUUAACAGACAAAGGAUUGCAUGCCAUAGCCAAAACUUGUCCUGAAUUGAGACAUUUAGAAAUCCAGGGAUGUGGCAAUGUGACCAACACUGCCUUGUUUGAAGUCGUUUCCUAUUGUGUUAAUCUGGAAUACCUCGAUACAACAGGUUGUCCCUGUGUGACGUGUAUCAGACUAACAGACAAGUUGCUUGCUCAAGCCACCGCCCCACAUCUCCGCCAAAUCUACCUCAGGUAUCUCGAUAUGACAGACUGUACUGCACUCGAUGACCCAGGUCUUGCUUCCAUAGCAACCUAUUGUUGUCAGUUACAAUACCUUUUCUUACGCCGUUGUGUUCGUAUUGGAGACCAAGGAGUACAAGCUGUGUGUAAUAACUGCACAAACCUUCGUGAACUUAGUGUUAGUGAUUGUAAAAAAUUAACAGAUUAUGGCGCGAGUGAAAUCUCGAAGCUUUCCGAGAAUUUACGGUAUCUUAGUGUAGCUAAAUGUGACAAGGUUUCGGAUGUAGCAAUAAUUCAGAUAGCAAGAGGCUGUAAGAAACUAAGAUAUCUCAAUGUGCGAGGUUGUGAAGCAGUUUCAGACGAUUCGUUAGACACAGUAGCAAGAAACUUGACUCGGUUAAAGUCCUUGGAUAUUGGCAAAUGUGAUAUCACUGACGAAGGCUUAGUUGCCCUCGCUUACUGUAAGCAGCUGAAAAAGCUCAGUGUGAAAUCUUGUGACGCUGUGACUGACUUAGGUAUUAUAACAAUAGCGCAACAUUGUCAUAGACUGCAGCAACUUAAUAUACAAGAUUGCCAUGUAAGCCUGGAGGCUUAUCGCACGGUAAAGAAACAUUGCAAAAGAUGUCUCAUAGAACACACAAAUCCAGGUUUUUGUUGAAAAUUCCCAUAUAUGUGCGCAAUAAUUGCACAUGAACAUGUACUAGACAUAGUGUUCAUUCUAUCUUCUGUGCUGAACGUUGGUAGCACAUAUAUGUUUUAACAAAAGAAGAAAAUAUCUAUUGGUAUAUUGUGAGUGUUUUCACCAUUAUCUAGCGAGGAAAUACCAAAACUUCCUGUUUUGAUUCACCUAAUCGUAAUAGAAUUUUUCUUGAAUGUUGGCUCCAGGUAUCAGUUAUACACCAUUCUAUAUAUCUCUAUGGGGCGUGGUAGAUUUUCUUUUAAUUUUAAAGAUACCUUAAAUAAUGUAAGUUUCGUAACCUGAAAUGUAUUUUCCAAGUGUAAAAUAUGGUCGAUAUUUUUUCUAAAACAUAAGUUUGACAUUUUAGAAAAUAUUUACAGUGAAAUGGUAAUUUUGUACUGGCUUAGAUGUUAUUUUCAGCACAUAUGAACCCUUUCUACGAUACGGACAACUGCGUGUUUUAAUUGCAUUUUGUUUCCAGUCCUUUAUCAAAGAUCUGAAUAAAUGUGAUAUUAUCAUUUGGUUUAGUUAAAAAACUUACAGAAAAAUCCAAAAAGUAGAAUAUUGGAUUGUCCGCAUACCCAGUCUUUUGAUAUUUCUUUAUUGGACAUAUUUGAAUCUCAAGAAAAUUCUAAACUGAGUUUUAGGAGAGUAGUAUGCAAUAUUAUGGGCAACGUGUGUCAUGUUACAAUGGGCAGCGUGUGUCGUGUUAUACAGUAUUAUGUUGCUGCUAUGCUGGUCAGUUGUUACAGAGUGCUUCUUUUAUAUUGACCUAAUUUUGUUAUGUUCAUAUUAUGUGAUCUUUAUUUUCUAUAUGAAAUAUAUGUAUUAGAUAUGAUAAAAUAUGGACUUUCGAAUUCCAUUGAAAAAAUAAAGAAGAAAAGCAUA
Mercenaria mercenaria is the source of this 3839-nucleotide messenger RNA. RefSeq names its product F-box/LRR-repeat protein 7-like. Gene Ontology annotation, molecular function: protein binding. NCBI's taxonomy places the organism in Eukaryota, Metazoa, Mollusca, Bivalvia, Venerida, Veneridae. The coding region runs from base 936 to 2930 and encodes 664 amino acids. Gene Ontology annotation, cellular component: SCF ubiquitin ligase complex. The record is from RefSeq and is a predicted model, not a curated record. The transcript is spliced from 3 exons. Gene Ontology annotation, biological process: SCF-dependent proteasomal ubiquitin-dependent protein catabolic process.